UUUCUGAAGAAUUUCCUACCGAGGCUAUUUCCAUAAGCAGCAGGGAUUCAGGUUUACUUGGUGGCCACUGGAUGUCACUGUUUCUCCACAAAAGUGUUUUGAAACUACCCUUGGGUUUCCUAUUUUGCUGCUAUUUGAUUGUCAGUGGAGCUUUCCUUCAGGCUAUAAUCCUACAGAAAGGGAUACAUCAAGUAGAAAGAUAUUUCCAUGUAAGGAAUAAGAGAAGUGGAUGUUUCCUUCAAAGGCCUGAGAAGUAUAUAUAGAUAGCAGCCUUUAAAUAUUACGGUGUAAGACUAGCAUUUAUAGAAAUACUGUCAUGUAAAUUACUUCAGUCCCCAGGGAUAUCAGACAGGUUCUGACAAGGAAUUAUAUUUAUGAGUAUUUGGAUUUGAUUUGGCACUGGUUGGUGUCUCUAGAGAUACACGUUUCUAUCUGUGUAACUACAACGAACAGAGCUGCUAAAAUUCAUCCCUUCAGUAUGGGGCUUACACAACUUGCAUGAAAAAAGACUCUGUAUUUUCCCAGGUGUGAAAGUACAACUUUAAAGCAAACAUUUUUUUCAAUUAACCGUAUGGCUUUCAUGAGGUUUGAGUGAAGCACUGCCCUACCUGCUGGUUUGGAGAGAAUUAGCAUGGUCCACCCUUGAGUGCUGAUAUUACAGGCUUCCCUCCUCCUCUGAAGAAAAGUUUGAGCUGCUGCUCCAAAUGCAGGAUAUUAAUCAUACGACAUGUUUUUUAGUGUUUGGUAAAAAUGGGCACUUAGGUGAACAGAGAAUACAUAUUACAGGAAAUGUGCUUGUUCCAUCUUUUCACAACACCAUCGUCCUCAUGCUUCCUUUUGAUUUCUGCUUAAGCAGGUUCUGGUCAUCACUUUUCCUGCCAUGAAUUACUGUGCUUCAUCAUAUAUCAUCUAUAAUUGUAUCAUUAAUAUAUUUUAUAGUAUUAUGAAAUGGAAUUUAUUGAUUUGACUUAAAGUUUCACUUAGUAGUAAAGAGUUUGACUUCUCUCUUCCCAGAUUUAAGGUUUCCGCAGAAUGCAUGUCUUCUGUCAGGAGAAACUUAGUGCCAUCAGCCACAUUUUCAUCAGUAAAAUAAGUACUGAGCAAGUGCAGGAUUCCUUCUUGUUCCACCAAAUAGAAGCCUCAAAAAGCAAGAGGAUCACGAGGCACUUUCAAAACUUCAGGUUGGCAGAUAGGUGAAAUGAAUUUGCUGCUUUUAUUCUCCCUGCAUGUUGCUUUGGACGGCUCCCUCCUGAGUCCCAGCAGCUGUCAGGAUUUCUAAGUUUUGGUGGCAAGAUGCUUGUUAAGCAUCCCAACCAGCUCAGCUGGCUGUGCACAGCAGUGUCGUCAUCCCAUGACAGACCUCGGAACGCUGUCACUGGCAAGUGCAUGUUUGGGCAGAUCUUGUAUUUUUUUCCCUGCCUUGCUCUGAAAUGGGAAUGCAAGUGUUUUACCCUAGUGUACUCUGCAGAAGCAUGUGCGCAUGUGUGUGCACAUACCAGUGUUUCUGUGUUCCCCAGCAGUUCCAUGGUUUUGUUUUGCUGUGGUGACCCCUCAGCUGGCAGUGAUUCCUUUCCCAGCAAGCUGCACAUUCUCCUUCCUCUGUGUAAGCUAUUAAAACCAGAUGCGCAGAAAGAACUCUGUUAUGAUGAACUUUUGUGAGCUGAUUUCAUUCCUUGGCUGGAAUAGUGGGCUGUCUCCCAUGAAAGCUGGGGGAAAAGCCCAAGAGGAUUUAAACUCUUAAGUCUGAGCUAAACUCCUGGGUCUGAAUCUAUGUCUGUUGUUAUCAGAGUAAAUUAAGUGUAGCACGGCUAAAGCAAACUGAACUAAAUCAAUACAAAGCUGGAAUGAGAGAUAGGAGAAAUGAGAUCUGACCUUGCAUUAAUCUGCCUAUAUUUGUUCUUUAUAGGUUAUUCUGUGGGUCCUAAUACAUCAUUAAGCCUGGAAAGAAUAAGUAGCUUUGUGUUGUUCCUGGAUCAGCUUGAUUUUAAAACACAGGAAUCUGAGAAAUAAGCUUGUGAUCUCAUGCAAAAGCAUGAAAGAGGAAAAGGCACCCUGCCAUUUAAUGGGUGUAUUUAUAGGAAGGUCUUCUCACAGCCUGUAUCUGACUCAAAGUAGAAGCCAUCUGGGAAUGUUUCUGUGGGUAAGGACCACAUUCCAGGAAGUGUCACAUCAUCCUGCAGUCCUGUCAGACAAGGAUUGCUUUAGGCUCUCUUUUGGCUCAUGGUAGGUUUGGAAGAAGAAAGUAACAGCCAGAGUUCAGUGUGUCAUGAUGUGACACCCCUUCUCAAUGCUUUUGGACCAAUGGUAAUUAAAGUUCUGAGAUUUCUUAUGGAAUCUGCCCCUGCUAUCAAGCUGUUGAUUAGAAGAGUUCUUUACCAUUUUGGCAGUUAAUAAGAUUCUCUAGAUGACCCCUAGAUCACAUAAAUGGCAUCGUAAACCAUCAGUCCUCUGCAGAGUACAGAUGAGAACCACUCUGCGGGAAGACUGUUGAGACUGUGGGUGCUGAAUGUCAUCCUGCGCUGAUGCUGAGGCCUCCUCGGGCCUCAGUUCUGUUAGGAGUGGAGAGAAAAAACUAAGACACUUGGUGUGGGCUGAUGUCCUCUGUUUCCCGGGGUCCUAUCUUGUGAGUGGUGAGUGAAGUGGUAUUGGUGUGUGUACAUGGUCUCAGCGACAGGCAGUUGUAGGAAUGGCCAGUCAGUGCUCCUAGAAGUAGCCUCACCAAGACAUUCACUCCUUUGGAGUGCUCAUUUCCUUUAGAGUAAGGAAAUGAGUACUAGGGGCAAAUGGAGUAACCAGUGGCCUAAGUGUUUGGGGACUGAGGCUGCUUUGUGCAAUUUCCUGUGCCUGCGAUGAGUAGCUGACACUGUACUUUGUACAGUAACAUUCUGGCUAGCGUAUUGUCUCAUAUCAUUUGCACUGCCUCGUAGCUGGGCUGAGUGAAGUUCUGCAAGGAGAAUUGGCUUCCCACAGAAACAGUUGACCUCAGACGUUUUGCUGCUUACUUGCUUGUCCUGGGGCUAACUGAAGGAGCCUUGUGACAAACCUCACAACAAAAUCACGGGCUCUAGCGCUGUCAGGGUGAAAUCAGCCGCCUCCCUUGAGAUCUGAGUGGUGUGUUGUUGAAAGCCCCGAGAUGUUGCCUCUAUACGUGCAGGCAGGGGUUAAGCAUUAUGAAUUUGCAAUAGCCAGCCAGCUUUCCCAUAUAAGAGCACUGCGCUCAUUGGCUCUCUCUUUUACUGAGAAAUCUAUCUAGUCAUUUCCUGUGCAAACCCUUCUUCGCUUGGCAAAAAGCUAUACAGUUGAGUAAAUAACAAUAAUCCGUGGUUAUUCCUUCUCACAGGCAGCUUGGAUUCUCUCAUGGACCACCACCAACUAGGAGUUCAACGUUGUGCCAUUCACAGACUGCUAUUAUGAGCAUGGUCUUCUCUGCAGAGGAGGAGGACUCUCACCCAUGGAUGUGAAUAACUUGGGGUCUGCUUUCACACUAAUUAGCACUUGUUGGUGUUCGGCUUGGUUUCUACCGAGAGAUUAUUUACCCUUUGAAGAAUCAGUUGGGACUCCUUGUCAGAUCAGUUCUUGGGUGGAGCUUGCAGUAACUUGGGGUAAGUGCUGUGCUCUUCCUCUUUUGACAGCAGGGCUUUUCUGUGCUGCGCUACUCAAAAUGGCUUGCUAAAGUCACGGAAAGAAACAACUCAGUUCUUGAAUAGAGAAGUGGAAGUUGGGCUGGCAAACAGAGAGUGCUCUCUGUUUCCUAGGGACAGACAAGGUGGAUAUAUAUAUUAUAGGGUCCUUUCUUAUAGGACCGUUUUGCUCUUGCUUUUAAACCAGACAGUCUGUCUGUACAAGACUGACAAUAAAUAACUCUCUCCAGUGCUGUGGAGAGAUGGAAACUGCAGCUGAAAAAUGAGUUUGGGGAAAGGAAGACAGAAAAGCACAAGCAAACUAUUUUGGAAGUACAAAUAGUUCUCUAAAGGGUGAGCAAAUAUACCAGUAAGUGUUUUGGGGGAGGAAAUAAGUCUGAAAGAGUAUUAUAGGGUGUAUGCCUGUGUGUGCAGAGGAAUGUUUGUCGUUAGAGCGCAGACUAAACUGAAUGGCUGAAUUAUCAUAAUGGUUUGUCUUGAAACCAGCCCUUGGAUUUCUUGCUGUGAGCUGCAUAAAGAUGUUUUGUGGCUGUUUGCUGCCUAGAACUGUUUCUCCAUAUCCUAAUCUAAGGCAUAAUGCUUAUGCUUUCUUAUAUAUGUCAAUUUACUUCUUUGAUGGUACAGGCUAUGGAGUCUGGCUGUAGUCCCAGCAAAGGCGAUUUCUCUUCAGAGAAAACCUGUUAACCAUUUGGAGGGAGUACAUGUGAAUAAGACGGAGUUAUUAAAGAAAGCUUUACUUCAGAAACAGCGCAAUGCUUACCAACAGAGAACAUGGACAAACUUACCACUCUCUUGUAAAGAAGGCCUACAGUUAAUCUUAUCUUUUCGGCCACUUGGUGACUAGCCUGUGUUGGCUGCACUGAGACAAGAACAAUGACUGUAGUCUCCUAAAGAUCCACUUUCUUUGCCUUUUAAGUAAGGAACCUGUGCUGCUGCCAACAGGUUUAGUCUCCCAGCACGGAACGCCUUUGGUGAUCUGAAAGACCAUCUCUAUCAGAAAUGGAUAACUUCACAAAUGGGCAGCCAGGCCCAGGUCAGAGGAACAGGUUGAUGGGAUUGCUAGAAACAGAUGACAGUACCCCAGAAGAUAAACCUGCAUCUAGUAAAAAGGAAGAAAGAUCGGGACCUGGAAAAAGAGAGCAACGACCCUUGGAGACACCAUAUCAAAAGGAAAGCAGUAACUUUCCUCCUAAAGUCAAGAUUAAUCUGACUAGGCUAGGACUUGUUAGCAACCAAAAGGACCCAAAUCGCUUCGACAGAGACAGGCUCUUCAGCGCAGUCUCAAGGGGCAGCCCCGAGGCACUGGAUGGUUUACUGGAGUAUUUAAGGAGGACUUCCAAAUUUCUCACUGAUUCUGAAUACACAGAUGCAAAUACUGGGAAGACCUGCUUAAUGAAAGCCCUGUUGAACUUAAAAAAUGGAAAGAAUGACACAAUCCCACGUUUGCUGGAAAUAGACCAAAAUACACACAAUCCUAGGCCUCUUGUCAAUGUGGCAUGCUCUGACUGUUACUACAGAGGCCAGACAGCACUCCAUAUUGCUAUAGAGAAAAGGAGCCUAGAAUUAGUGAAGCUUCUAGUAGAGAAUGGAGCUGAUGUCCAUGCCAGAGCCCACGGUGAAUUCUUCAAGAAGAAGAAAGAAGGAGUUUACUUUUACUUUGGUGAACUUCCCCUGUCUUUGGCCGCUUGUACCAACCAGCUUGAGGUUGUGGAAUAUCUUCUAAACAAUCCCCACCAGAAAGCCAGGCUCCAGGAGCAGGACACGCAGGGCAACACAGUCCUCCAUGCCCUGGUGAUGAUUGCAGAUGACACUGAGGAGAACACCAAGUUUGUGAGCACAACAUACGUUGAGAUCUUGAAAGCAGGUGUGAAGGUUGACCCAACAUGGAAGCUGGAGGAGAUCGUGAAUUAUGAUGGAUUAAAUCCUCUGCAGCUUGCUGCCAAGACAGGCAAAGUGGAGAUCUUCAAGCACAUCAUCCAAAGAGAGAUCAAAGAUCCGGUGUACAGGCAUCUGUCACGCAAGUUCACUGAAUGGACCUAUGGGCCUAUCCAUGUGUGUCUCUAUGACUUGUCCUCUAUAGACAGCUUUGAGGAGAACUCUGUGCUGGAGAUUCUGGCAUACAGCAGUGACACACCGAAUCGGUACAAGAUGGUGGUUUUGGAGCCACUGAACAAACUGCUUCAGCAAAAAUGGGAAACAUUUGCUUCCAAGAGAUUCUACUUCAGUUUUGUCUCAUACUUGUCGUUCAUGAUCAUCUUUACAGCCAUUGCGUACUAUCAACCCUUACGGGUAAAGCCUUCGUUUCCAGUGGAGUUUACGGCUGGAGGCUUCCUGUGGGUCUCUGGACUGAUCAUUAUCUUGCUAGGAGGCAUUUAUCUAAUCUUUGCUCAGAGUCUGUACUUGCGGAGGAGACGCCAGUCCCUGAAGACUAUGUGUUCUGACAGCUGCAUUGAGAUCUUGAUCUUCAUCCAGGCUUUCUCAUUGCUGCUGUCAGCAGUCCUGUAUGGUGCAAGUUCAGAAAACUAUGUGGCAGUGAUGGUGUUCUCCCUGCUUCUGGGAUGGAUGAACAUGCUGUAUUACACUCGGGGCUUUCAGCGCACUGGGAUCUACAGUGUCAUGAUCCAGAAGGAAGUGGCAGCAGCUUACUCUUCCCUAUUUGUCAUAAAACAACUCAAAACGAGCAGUCAAAACCAGUGUGAGUUCCCUGGAACUGUUGUGCAUGGGCUGAGAAGUGUUUCCAGAUCCAUAGAGGAGAAUGGUAUUACAAAGACAAGACAAAGCAGAGGUGAAAUGUGGUACCAAGGAAGAAUUCUGAUCACCACUUGUGUGAAACACCAUGGAGAUGGAAAAGAAAGAGAUACUAUCUUGAGAGAUCUGCUGCGUUUCCUCUUGGUUUAUAUGAUCUUCCUCUUUGGCUUUGCUGCAGCUCUGGUUACACUGAUGGGGGAUGCUCCUUCAGUUUCUCACAACAAGUCUCUUGCUCAUUUGGAGAGCACGGGGAACCAUGCUAUGUACGGUGGGCUGCUUAGUGUCUCCCUGGAGCUCUUCAAGAUCACCAUUGGGAUGGGAGACCUGGAUUUUCAGGAACAUGCCAGAUUCAGAUACUUUGUCAUGCUCCUGCUGCUUCUGUUUGUGAUCCUCACUUACAUUCUUCUGCUCAACAUGCUGAUUGCGCUCAUGAGUGAGACUGUCACAGAUAUUUCUGGUUACAGCAAAAGCAUCUGGAAGCUGCAGAGAGCUAUUGCUAUUCUAGAGAUAGAGAAGGCCUGGCUGUGGCGCCAAGGCGGGAAGAGGAGAUCUGGCUGCUUCAUGUCGGUGGGCCUCAAUAAGAAAGAUGAGAGGUGGUGCUUCAGAGUAGAGGAAAUUAAGUGGACUGAUUGGGCAAAGGAUGUGGGAGUUCUUAAGGAAGACCCUGGCAACACCAAUGAUUCAGAAAUAAACCCAGAAGAGACAAGAUCAUGGAAACGGAUGCCACAGAAACAACUGAGACCAGCUGGUUCAGAGGAGCAGUCACUAUUGCAGCCCCAGAUGUCAGCAACUGAGAUGGUGCCUCUAGAGGGACAAACCAGGAAUCCUUAGGAGGUUUUCUGGAUUGCAACCUUGCUUCCACCUUCAAAGGAGUAGUUCUUCCUCUAGCACCUGGAAAAAUUGAAGGCAUUAUCAGUAUUAAAGUGCAUUUCAUUGAAGACUGUGGUUCAUCCUGUGGCUUUAAAUAUUUUCAUGCACUUUAAUCAUUAAUUUCCUCUGAAGAUACUAUUUUUACUCAACUUUCUUUGCCUGACACUUUCAUAUUACUAUGUCUAAAGAUGCAAGAGCAAGGUCAUAGGGGCAGUGGGAGUGGUCUUUGGGAGGCAGUGCUUUCUGAGCUGUAUAGAAAUAAUGCUGCUUGCCGUAGAGAAGCAGAGGAUGGAGUGACUGAUCUAAGAACGGGUCAACUGUUAUUCUUUUGUCACAAGAGACUGCACUGAAGUGCUUUGGAAUAAAGACUGCUGUAGAGUCCUAAAAAGUUGCUAAGGAUGGAGUUAGCUUCUGUGCAAAACACUGUCGAUGUGAGAUGUGAGUGGAGAAAUACUCUUCAGUCUUCAAAAGCUCUACUGAGUCUUUGUGUCAGUGCCUGCAGUGCUCAGUGUUUAGCCCACAUCAGAACUCCCAUUUUACAAUAUUAUAAUGAAAUUGUUUGCACGAUGUGCACAUUUGCUUAAGAGCACAAUAGUGAUGUGGAUUUCCUGGACCUAUAACUUCACAUGGGGAAUUUCUGAAACAUCUGUCUUUCACAGGUUGCUUUGUGUCUGUAGCAAACAUUAGCAGAAUCCUGCACAUGGCUUCUGAGAGACAGAUAGCCCACAAUGCAUCAUGUGGUUAACGUUUCCUAUCAGUCUUAGUGAGCAUCCUGUCUUGCUGUAAGUGGUUACAAGGACCUCAUUGCUUUUUGUAAUGUGCACACUGCCUCAGGCAGGAUGAGCAGUGUACUUUGGACUCUGGGAAAGAGAUAAAAAUGAGCUGUCUCACUUUCACCCUAUAUUUAAAAAUAAUAACAGGAGUAUUUCUGUAAACUGUCAAUAUAGCAAGUGUACUUCAUUGAAAAUGUUCAUCUUUGGGCAUGAACAUUUUCAAUGUUCAGAGCUUCAGCCUCUCUCAAAAAGGAAGAGAAGAUGUGACUAUAAGGCCUUAUAAAAUUCCUAAUGACGUGUCACCCAGCACUGAGCUGAACACACUGCCACGCAAGUUAAUGAGUGUUUUUCAGGACUUCAUGUCAGUUUACACAGCCACAUCUGUAAAUGUAACAGCUGAUGUUGCAUUGGAUGUACCUUUCAUACAGGCAAUGGCUAGUGAUAGCCCUGAAAAAGCUGCAGGCUACGAAUGUUGGCAACACCUUUCCUUCAGUAAGAUAAACUAUGCAACUGUAGAUCUCCUGUCUUUCAUUUCUACUCUGAGCAAGUGAAGCUAGGAGGUUUGUCUUUUGGAGGCAAUCAUUUUAAUCCUGUUGCUUACUACGUGCAGAUGACUGACAGCAAAAGCAUUUCUUUAAAAACUUACGCCCUGUCACUUCAAAUGGGUUCUUCCCCUGUGCUGGGCAAUUCCCUCUGCAAGUAUCAGUGCAUUGGGUCUCUGAACUGUAACUAACUUUUCUCACUCCAGCUUCUGUUGUCUUGCUUUGUGAAGCCUUCGGCAGCUUUUUCCAUCUAUGGCUUUGUCCUAAAUGUUCCCAAGAUUUGGCAAGGUGCUCAUAUUGCACAAAAGGAUCAUCUGGCAUAUAGUGAUCUAUUGCUGUGCUUGGUGCUUUGCUGUGCAAGGGACACUUUGAGAUUCUCAAGGAACACAGAAUCAGAUCUGCCAUCCCCGCCUGGAAUCUUAAUAAGGAGGAAUCUUGCUCACUGGCAGUGUUUUUGAUAGCUGUGGCUUGUGACGGCUUGCUUUCAAGAUAACCUGCCUCUUCAGCCAUUCCUUGAACCUGCUUCUCUUUAAAUCCCUUUCUUAAGGGAUUUAAAGUGUUAGUUUAUCUUUUGAUCUGCAUCAAAAAUGUUCUUAAACAUCCAGUGUCUGCUCUGAAACAGGGCCCUGACAUUCCUUGUGCUUCACAGUCACACCACAGACCACCAGUCCCAGCGCUCCCAAGCUCAUGAAUGAAGGAUGAUGGACACCAGACAGGCACAUGCAGCAAACAAAUAGGUCAGGUUGUCAGAAGAUUUAUCAGUACACAGGCUGUCAUACAGUUCUUUGAUGUGCUAUGGAAAAAAAGAAGAUUUUUUGAGGAGUUACAACCUCUCUGCAGUGAGAAGUGAGUUAGCACUAUUGAGAUUAAUAUGAAUAACCUCCCAGUAUUCUUCAUUCUUAAUGCACAAGGCUCCUAUUUGGUUUCACCUUCUGAGCCACUUCCCAUUUUGGUCACGUUACAAACAGGAAGGCUGUCUGGGGUUUAUUUUGAGGGAUAUCUGCAGUUCCUUGCAAGAGGAAGGACUUAAAAGCUGAUUCAUAGCUUUGAAGGCCCAAGAGGAUUUUGGGAUCCACUCUUAAUAGGUCAUAAUGUUUUGCAAGAAAACACUUCAGUCAUUGACACAAGAAAUUAUCAAUAGGUGAACUGUUCCCUCCCUUCUACAUCUUGUGACAGGUAAACCCAUCUGCAUGUGAACCCAUCCCUAUGCAAAUGGGGAGGCUUUGUAGGGCUCUCUUCUGAGAAAACAGAAACCUUUCACAAACAUCACUGAAGGAAUAGCUGCAGUUUCUCUUCUCUGACUGCUCAGGAUGUAUGAGCCAUGGAGACCCUGGAGUCCCAGCCACGCCAUGAAGGAGACACCAGCAGCUCUCAUGACUUUUCACACAAGGCUAUGGAUGGUCAAACCCUCCCCUAUUGAAUUUGGUCAAAGUUGCUUGGCUUCUGGCAGGGUUGGGAGAUGAAUGCAGACCUUGUUGCUUCCAAAUUCCCCCUCCUCUACUCAAGCACACUUUGUGUGGUCAUUGAUCCCUGUGGCCUCUCUAUUAGGCUCCAAAUGCUUCCCACUGCAGUGAUCUUUCUCCCUGCUUCAUAUCUGGUUUGUAUGGUUCCCAAUUCCCCAUAAAGCCAUUUUCCUCAGGGCUAUAGGUAGAAGCAAGACUUUCUUGUUCCUCAGAUGCUUUGCACAUUUUAUUUUAUGGUUGUUUUUUCCCCCUGCUUAUUUCAAAGCAUGCUCUGAAGCUGAAGCCAGUGUGGGGAGCUGUGUCUGUGUCUCAGUUGAUUCCCUCUCUUUUCAUCUCUUCAUGACCCCACUUGCAACUGAGCAUACUUUCCGUUGCCUCUGUAGCUAGCAAAAGGAGUCUUUGAAAUGUGACAAGUGAAAGGGCUCAGACAAAGAACAGAUGCUUUAUGUAAGUCUACAUAAGCUGCAAAGAGCUAUUUCUGAAGUGAUGCAGCUGGCCCAUUUCUCAGCUGGAGUGUUCCCAUGGCUAGCUAUCAGCUUUAUUCUUCUUUGCUCUGUUUAAGAACUUUAAUUUGUUAAAUGACUAAAAAGAAAAUAAAAUUGGGGAGGGGAAAAAAAAAAGACAUUUCAAAAAGUUCCACUUUGCAACCUCACAUCUGCUUCAGCAGCAUGAAUAAAAGUGGGGCCAGACAGGACUAGGCAAAGC
Messenger RNA from Strigops habroptila (Kakapo), 10742 nucleotides. It is a transcript of the gene TRPV2, whose product is annotated as transient receptor potential cation channel subfamily V member 2. The transcript is spliced from 18 exons. Gene Ontology annotation, cellular component: membrane. The record is from RefSeq and is a predicted model, not a curated record. Gene Ontology annotation, molecular function: protein binding; calcium channel activity. The coding region runs from base 4641 to 7220 and encodes 859 amino acids. Lineage: Eukaryota; Metazoa; Chordata; Aves; Psittaciformes; Psittacidae. Gene Ontology annotation, biological process: calcium ion import across plasma membrane.